Molecule: messenger RNA, 336 nt
Organism: Staurois parvus
Lineage: Eukaryota; Metazoa; Chordata; Amphibia; Anura; Ranidae
Source: the annotation of a GenBank genome assembly
CGGUGCCCAGCAGUGCGCCCACUAGCUCCGCCCACCCGUGCCCAUCAGUGCACCCACCUGUGCCCAGCAGGGCACCCACCUGUGCCACUCUGCAGUGCCACCCACCUGUGCCCAGAAGUGCCACCCACCUGUGCCCAGAAGUGCCACCCACCUGUGCCUGCCCACCAGUGCCACCCACCAGUGCAGCCCAGCAGUGCUGCCAGUCAGUGCCCAGGGGUUGUGCCAGCCAGUCGGUGCCGCCAUCAGUGCCGCCAGUCAGUGCCCAGCAGUGAUGCCAGUCAGUGCCGUCUAUCGGUACCCAUCAUCAGUGUCACCUAUCAGUGCCGCCUAUCAGUG